AGAGAGAAGGGAAUAUCUCUCAGGAGAAAUCCCGUAAUCCGUGCGCGUUAAGCGCGUGCAAAAGCGCCAGGCCACCCCUGCUCGAGGUUGCGGUGGGUGGCGGAACUACGAGGUGGUGACCAAGGAGCCACAGUUGGUUGCGGGCUGUCGCCCUGAGAACAACGCGCGCGCUUCUGCGUCUCUCACGGCACGCGACCUCGUGAUCGCGUGAUCGUAGGAACAAAUCUCUCCCAUCGCAUCGCAAACGAAUCGUGCUGGCCGAGUUUGCGAUCGAGUUGCAAUCCAUCAGUCAGCUCUCGCCAAGGUCAGCACGCGGACAGCGGAACAAUGACAGGGUGCGCGACGUUGAUGUUGUGCCCGUCAGCACGUCGGUUCUGAUCUUUAAUCAGUUUCUAAAUAGCUUCCCAACGGUGUGCAACGCGACGAAAGGAACAUUUUUUCGCACAAUCGCUUAGGCGAUAUCGGCGAAAUGAAUCGUGGGAGGAACGCCGCGAAUUACGGCUACGUGAUAAUUGCUUGUUCCAGAUGGGUGCGGUAAAUUGAAUCGUGCGAUUUUGUGCCUCUACUGUGUUUAAAUAUUACGUUUUAUAAUUCAUUAUCUCAGCGAGAAAUUCGGAGCGCGAGGAAGGAAAGGUCGUUUCGCGAAUGACCUCAUAUCUGGUGGUGGUCGAUAUAUAUAGGUUCUGGUAAAUCACUUGCAAGGCUUGGAUAUAUUAAGUAAUAACUGAUUUAUGAAACUGAUACCGAGAGAAAUUUAUUCAAAUCCGAAAUGGUGGCGCUUUAGUCAUGGUGUAGGAUAAGCGAGGUCAAAGGGGUCACUAUAUCGCGAACGAGGAACGAGGAAAAAAGAAUCGCUCCGCAAGCGGAGCGGUCCCUUUGAAAUUGCGAAAGAACGAAAUUGCCUUUUUUUAGCUCGUCAGCAAGUUCAGUAGUGUGUGACAGUUUCUGGAUAAUUUCGUUGAGCGCAUAGAAAUAAGUCAUUCCGGAGUUAAUCGCUCUUUAACGUAGCGCAAUACAAGGUAAAGAAAAAAAAACGACAGUUUUCGACGCGGGAGAAAUAAUCUCAUUAUUAAUACAAACGCGCGCGUAUUAAGUUGAUCAAUUUAGCACAGAUCCUGGAGAAAGAGAGAGAGGAAGAAGGAGAGCGAGAAGCGAAAAAAAAACUGAAAGUUGAACGAGCGAUUAAUCCUCGUCUCGUUGCGAAACGACAUAGCGAAAGAUCAGAAGGCGCUCUCCAACUUUCCUGUCGCCCGACGAAUAAUUGCGUUUCGACCUACGGUUCGGCAGGUUCAUUGUCGCGUCCGAAACUUUAUAAUCGAGGGUGCACACGUGUGCAGAACGUGUUCGCGCGACAAUCUAGCGUCACGCGACAUGCCGAGAGAAGUUUGCACUGAAGUUGUUGGAGAUCUCCCGGCAAUCUAGUCAUCGUCUUUCGCUAUAAUUCGCUCUUAUGCUAGAGAAGCUUAGAAGAAGUUGCCCGUUGAGACAUGAAACAUUGUUAACACCGCGUGAUCAUGUCAAAGUGUUUCGUCAAAGGCUUUGACGACGUUCAAGAGGAAUCAAGGUUCCGAUUUAUGGCGCGCGAAUCUCUGUGCGCUACACUGCACAAACAUUGGUGAUUCUCUGUGAUUUCAACGUUAACCUCAAGAGCAAUAACGAAGCAAUCAUAAUGUGUAUUAAGGAAACCGACAUUGUUCCACGACGAUCGCGACGAGUCGUUUCUCUCAGAGAAGAUCGACGAAGAUCGUAAGAAAUAUUCUCGAAAAUUAACCAACCGCCGAAGAUUUCUCCUUUCCGUUAAGCAAAAAAAUUGCGAAGAUUUUUGAUGCGAAUAAAUAAUUAGACUGAUCGUGAGACGAAGAAGAGACAAACGAAUCACAUACUUAUAUCUUCUAAUGAUUCUUUUCGAGUAAUUCUCGAUCGGAGAAUGAAAAGUUGAAGACGACGACACGGUUUUUUUACCGGUAGAAAAAUCGGAAAUAUCAUCAUACAGAUACGCGAUUAUUCUAGGAACACUUUGGGAAGGCGAGGAAAAACCUUUGCAACGGCGCGAAGUGAGAUUAGGAGAGCGACGGCGUUGUUUCUCGAGAAAUGAGUGACAGGUAGAUGAAAGGCAAAGAGCCUUCGUGCGACUGCGACAUAAACGAGCCACGAAAAGGAUCACCGUCGUGCCGUGUCGUGAAAAUAGGCCGAAUACAUUUUCGAGCGAUGUCGCUCGACAUGCGUUUACUUGUGUUCGAACGAAGAUAGGAGAGACACUUGCCGAAAGAGAAAGGAGACUCGAGGGAGUCGCGCGUGGGCCCGGAAAUCCAUUACUAUAUUAGCCUGAAUAAAUACUCGAAGGAUUUUCCCCUAGGUAAGAUAGAUCGCGAGGUCCCAGCAGUCUGCUCGACAUCCAUCUUCCAGAGGACCGAAACUGCGGAUAUAUCGAUUCUCUCUCACUUCUCCUUCCAUCUAUCUUUCUUCUCUUCUUCUUCCUCUCUUUUCUCCGAUAUUGUUAUUUCGUUCUCUAUUUUCCCCUCUACUUGAUUUCUCCUCUACGUCGAAUAUCCCACGUAUCCCGAGUCGCUCGAAGAGUUAUGGUCGUUCAUAUCGCGGAUAUUAUGCACAACCCGACUGUCGAAUGUCCGCAUCUGACAUCCGCGAUCGUUUUAUCUCGCUCGAAGGCAACAGCUUCAACGAAUGCGACUCCAUCGGUCCACGAAAUUAAGCGAAAUCGGCCCGGAUGAGAUUUUCGAAGACAGAGAGAGAGAAUUAGGUCAGAAUGAUGUGAAUGUAUGUUCGUCAAUGCAUCUGGUAAAAGUAAUGAGAUAGGAACAAACGUGACUUGAGAACAAUUCAAUGCUUCGUUGAUCGAUCAAAAUCUCGAAAUACCGAGAAUUUUCGGGAAUAUCCGGAAACGACGAUUAAGGAUGUCUAACGUGGAAGGGUACGUCGCUCUACGUCUUAGACGCGAUCGACAAUUUCGGCGACGACGGCCAGGUCGGAUAAUCUUACCGACGACAUCCGUGCCGUGAAAUCGUAAUGUUUAACGUGAAAGAAAACGACAGGAUCGCAGAACGAAUUCGAUCUCUCUCCUUCUUGAAACUUCACGAUGAACGUCAACCCUGAUACGAUCGCGGAUUAAAACGAUGGCAGAGUAAUCCUGCCAUUGUCUGUCGCGAUCAAGAUGAAACCCGACGAUUCACUAGGGAACGACGUGACGGGUUAUUAAACGUCGAAUAACGUCGCGCGAUUCGGUGGGGAUUCACCCGAACUCGAGUUCGCAUCUCGCGCAGGCACUCGGAACAUUGUCGUUGUGUGAACGCGAAUUUCGGUGACUCGGUGAUCGAUCGGGACCAUGGACAAGCCGCGUGAUCGGGCGAUUGUCCGGCAGACGAGGAGCCGCUCAUCGACCGUAAUCGGAAAGUUAGAGUCGGAAUGCUGCACGCUGUUAUGCUAGGUAGCGGUCCAGGACGGGGGAGACGCGAGUGGUAUCCAGGAUUUUAUCUUCAACGUCGUCGUAUCGGCUGCAGAAUGAAUCGCGGCGAGCAGGAGACACUCUUCCGGCAGAGUCGGCAGAUCACGCGGAUUGUACCUUCCCGCGAAGACCUCGUUUUGAGCGUUCUCAAGUCGCCGAUCAAUCAGCAACAACAGCAACAGCAGCAGCAACAGCACCUGCAACAGCAACAACAACAACAACCACUACAACAACAGCAACAACAACAACAACAACGACAGCAGUAUCGGCAGUAUCCGUAUCAGUCGCAAAGCCAGAGUCACUUUAACUGCCAAAGUCGUCCAAAUAAUAAGAGGUGCAAUCAUCCAGGUGACGCGUACAACAACGAGAGUCUUCCACGAAGCAAGGACCAAUGCUCUAGGCACGCGGAAAAGCGGUGCAGCACCGCGGCCGCCUACGCUGCCCUUCAGGGCAGCGAGGACGAGCUCGCGGCCGAGCAGGGUCUCGAGACGGAGGACACCGCGUUGAAGACACCCGGCAGCGAGACCGAGGACACCGAGGACAACGGCGCGAACGCGGAGGAGCCGUCGUCGCCGGCGCACCGAUUCACCUUCCUGCGUCGCUUCCGUUCGCCACGCUUCGGCGAAGCGCACCACAAGCGGGUGCCGACGCCCAUGAAGCGGAAGUACCGGCGGAAAAAGAGCAAGGAGGACAUCAUUGACAAUGAGGUGGCCGACGCCGAGACGGAGGAGCCGCCGAGUCCCGAUCAGACCGGCAUGCCGGAUCCGUACUAUCCGAUCUAUCUGCCGAUCGAUCAGGCCUUCAAGGCCAAGUACGUGUUCCAUCAUAAAAGGGGCAAGACCUUUCAGGAACGGCUCUACGUGUUUCUCGAACAUCCCGGCGGCUGGCUGUGCUUCGUCUACCAUUUCGCUGUGUUCAUGGUGGUAUUGGUGUGCCUCAUAUUUAGCGUUUUGUCAACGAUAGACCAAUACAGUAAUUUCGCAAACGAAACUCUGUUUUGGAUGGAAAUAUGUCUCGUGGUAUUCUUCGGGGUCGAGUACAUGGUUCGAUUAUGGAGCGCGGGCUGCAGGUCGAAGUACAUGGGCUGCUGUGGACGGCUGCGAUUCAUACGGAAACCGAUUUGUAUCAUAGACUUAAUCGUUGUGGUAGCAUCUAUGGUAGUCUUGUCCGUGGGAAGCAACGGUCAGGUGUUUGCCACUUCGGCUAUCAGGGGUAUUCGAUUUUUGCAAAUUCUUCGAAUGCUUCAUGUCGAUCGUCAAGGUGGCACGUGGCGACUCUUAGGCUCUGUGGUUUUCAUACAUCGUCAGGAGCUGAUCACAACGCUAUACAUUGGAUUCCUGGGUCUCAUUUUCAGCAGCUAUUUCGUGUAUCUCGCCGAAAAAGAUGCAGUCGGACCCGACGGCAAAACAGACUUUUCCAGUUACGCCGAUGCACUAUGGUGGGGAGUGAUCACAGUGACGACAAUAGGUUACGGUGAUACUGUUCCGCAAACAUGGAUGGGAAAAAUUGUGGCCUCAUGUUUCAGCGUAUUUGCCAUUUCCUUUUUCGCACUUCCAGCUGGUAUCCUAGGUUCCGGCUUCGCGUUGAAGGUGCAGCAGAAGCAACGGCAGAAGCAUUUUAAUCGACAGAUACCGGCUGCCGCGAUGUUAAUACAAUGCCUGUGGAGGUGUUACGCCGCCGACAAGGCCAUCAACAGCGUCGCCACGUGGAACAUCUACAUCAAGGAUCCGGCGCCAGCUGGACAACCCUCGACACCCCUCGGCAAGUUGAUUUGUGUAAAGAAGAUGGUGGCAAAAAAGGCGAGCGUGCUGAAGAGGCGGAAGUCGCGGAAUCGGAUGGACGGCCAACAGCAACAACAACAGCAGCCAGCCCUGCCGCCUGUCACCAUCUCCGGCGGUAUAUCGGCCGGCGCCGGGACCGGCCAGAACGAUCAGAAUCAACGCCUCGAGAACGAAGGGGACGUGGUUUUUUACAUGGAGGAACCUAAAGCGGGCACGCCGAAUCGGGCCAGACGCGACAACCGCGUGUUUCCGAUUGGCAGGGGAAGCCUCUUCACUUCGCAGACGAGCUCGGUGACGGAGGCAACUAGCGACGAAAUUGACAUCGAUAUCGAGGAACCGCAAAGAGUCACCACACUGACGGAAGCGCACCGGAAUGCUAUCCGGGCAAUCAGGAAGAUCAAGUACUUCGUGGCUCGCAGAAAGUUUCAACAGGCUCGGAAACCGUACGAUGUGCGUGACGUCAUUGAACAAUACAGCCAAGGUCAUUUGAACAUGAUGGUGCGGAUUAAGGAGUUGCAGAGGAGAUUGGAUCAGACCCUGGGUAAACCGGGGAGCUACCUGGCGGGAAUCGACCGGGCAGGCAAUGUAAAACCCAUGACGAUUGGCGCGCGUUUAUACCGAGUGGAGCAGCAACUGUCGGUGAUGGACAAGAAAUUGGACCAGUUGGUGUACGUACUAAACGCGGUGGCGCAGAAACAGCAGAUACCUCUGCGUAGUAUAGAGGACGAUGUGUAACAGAGAGCCCCCGGCGAACUCGUGCAAACCGUUUUAUUAUCACCCGCGAUUUCACGUGCUCUGCUACCACGUGUUACCAUAACUACAGUAACGCCGAAUAUGCUCAGCGAGAGCUUUUAAGAGAUAGCACGCGCCCGAUAGUAUCUCGAAGGUAUAAACUCUGUUGAAGAUAUACCUGGCUCUAUUCGCCUCGAGAGAGUCUGGAGAACCACGAUGAGGUUCAAGAGAUUGCAAAAAUAACGAUAGUCUCGACGAUUUUUUGUUCAAUUCCACUGGGACCACAGAAGUCCACGCUUGCAUAUCUUUGUAACGAUCAUUCGGUGGAACGGCAGUAUUGAUCAUAAAGAAAGAAAAGAAAAAAUCGUCGUUGCUUGUCAUAUCUCGGCGGGAAAUGUAAUAGAAGCGAUUGUGACAAAGAGACAUGUUGCCGACUCGAGACUGCGAGAGGAGUCUUUGAGCGCGAAUGUUUCGACGACGCGAAGUCAAACGCACAGGAUGCUGCAUAAUUAACGAGGCGCGGAAUCAGGGAGACACAGAAGUUGCGGCGAAUCUUCCCGCAAUUGCGCCACGUGAAACGACGCUUUGUAGAAUUAAAGACGAAGGCAUGCGAGAUAUACAUAUACCGUACGCGUAGUCAAAGGAAGGGCGCGAACGAAAUGCAUUAUUCAUUCGAGGGGCUGAUCUUUCGCGAGGGAAGAUCUCGAUCUUAUCGUACGGAAGAAAAGGAAUGAAAAAAAGGGGAAUGUAUCAACGCUGUUCCAUAUUUUCAGUUCGCCGAAAAGAAAUGGAUAAAACGCCAACAUGGGAACAUCAUAUAUUUCGGGCCAACUAGAAAUAAUAAAGAGGAACAAUAACACACACAUAUUAACCAAACUUCCUAGAGCAGAUUUUCGAACCCGUCGAUUAGACUCGUAGACCGCUAAUAAGUCUCGGUUGAACGUUUUAUCUCGUCAACUGUUAUCGAGUACUGAGAGAGAUUCCACAAAGCGGUUCUCUAUAUAAAAUUUCACGAUUCUCUAUAUAGAAUUUCACGGUUUUGAAUCCAUCGGUACGGUUGUGCUUCAAUUCUUAACACGGGUCCCAUAAAUGGAACCAAUUCGGGAUACCGUUGCCCGGCGAAAUCGGUUUCAAUUUCGGGCGCAAUCUCUCGCCAUUUAUUCGUAUCCCGAGUUUACUUUAUCUUCGGCCUAGCACAAAUGUAGAUACUUCGAGGUAACCCACUUUAUAAAGCUGCAUAUACGGUUCUUUUUCAUCUUUUUUUUAUGGCAUUGCUACGAUCGCACUUGCCUACAUCGCUGAGAAGCAAUAUGUCUACGUAGAUUGUAGAUGCUGUGCUCCGUGAAUAAAAAAAUAACAAUCUUUGAUACGCGAUACACGUCCGUACGUAUCGUAUCCGUAAGAAUAUUAGUCUUCGAUACACGUGUGAGUCUUAGGGAAAGGUCUUAAGAGACCUAAAUGAUAUGCCGUAGGAAAAUAAAGGAAAAAAAUAUAUAUAUAUAUAUAUACAUAAAUCGUGAUUUUUCGGGCGUAUCAUUCUCUCGCGCGCAUAAAAAUACAAUUUAUAUUUUAUACGUAGAUUAUUUACCGAAAAACACAUCACACAAGAGAUCGGAUUCCGCGCACGACUCUCGUAGCGUUUGGUCCGUACGAAGCUCUCUUAUUGAUCGUUAGAUUAAUCGAAGCCACGAGCUGCGAUGUCGGCGCGAAUUCUCUGAAGCAAACAAUCUAAUAGCGAGUUUUCUUUGUCGUAAUAUGUAGAUUGAAGAACGAUCGAAUCGCGAUUCGGGAGACAUCGAUAUGGAGAACGAGUGCGGAUGGUUGCAGUUUUAUGAUUUCUUGACUGCCAAGAUAGUUCUAAACGAGACGAGCAAUAUAUAUAAAUGUUGAUAAAUUUAGAUAGUUGUUAAUGAUAAAUAGGAUUCGCGUUGACUCGUAAUUCGCGGCUUCGCGUCGAUCAAUCUUUCACAGGUGGAAGAUUGUUCCUUAUCAAGCGAAUCUAUCGCACUUUAUAUAUCUAUCAUACCUGAUAUAUAUAUACAUAUUAUUACUGUACAUA
Molecule: messenger RNA, 8032 nt
Organism: Nylanderia fulva
Lineage: Eukaryota; Metazoa; Arthropoda; Insecta; Hymenoptera; Formicidae
Source: RefSeq, a predicted model, not a curated record